Messenger RNA from Nanorana parkeri, 3309 nucleotides. RefSeq names its product cadherin 24 (gene CDH24). Bases 193 to 2970 code for a protein of 925 amino acids. Gene Ontology annotation, biological process: calcium-dependent cell-cell adhesion; multicellular organism development; cell morphogenesis. The transcript has 12 exons. Lineage: Eukaryota; Metazoa; Chordata; Amphibia; Anura; Dicroglossidae. The record is from RefSeq and is a predicted model, not a curated record. Gene Ontology annotation, cellular component: catenin complex; plasma membrane; adherens junction. Gene Ontology annotation, molecular function: calcium ion binding; cadherin binding.
CAACUCGUAUUCUCAGCAUCACUCGCUCUAUAACCAGAGCAGCAUCUGCAGAAACCUGUAUCUGCCUGUCUUCCUCUCUUUCUCCGUCUAGCUCUAUUAGUCUAUCACCCUCACCCUGUGUGUCUCGUCCUCUCACUCUCUAGCACUGUCUGCCACUAACUGUCUCUAACAUUGUCUGUUCUUCUCUAUCACAUGGUCUAUGCAGCAGGCUCUCGCAGAUUUGGAGCUGUCUCUGCAGCAGUCUUGUCCUCUCUCACAUCUGGAACUCUCUCUGCAGGAGUCUGCCAUACAAUUGGAGCAGUCUCUGCAGCGGUCUCUCAUACCAUAGCAUCGAUCCCUUCAGUGGUCUCUGGCACACAUCUGGAGCUAGUUCUGCAGUGGUCUCUGCCACAUCUUGACCUGUCUUCGCAGAGGUCUGUCUCAUACGUCUGGAGUUAUACGUCUCACAUCGCAUGGACUGAGGUGAAUCAUAAAUUUCUUCUCUUAACUACAUGGAAGGUUUCCCCAAACAACAAAGAAGUUGCAGUUUGUUGUGACCUUUGUCCUCUGGACUUAUUAUUCUACUGCAAGGUUUGCAUCUUCCCAAUGCCUGCCCUUCACUUAUGUCCUCUACUCUCUCUGCUACUUCUUGGCUGCUCCUCCACUGUGCCAGUUUUGGAGGAAAUGUCUCCUGGUCUUAGUGUGGAGGCUGGGUCUCCAUCAUCUCCUCCUCAGGGGCCUGGCCCUCCUCCACGUUCCAAGCGUAGCUGGGUCUGGAACCAGUUCUUUGUAAUUGAAGAAUAUGCAGGACCAGAGCCUGUGCUAAUUGGGAGGCUGCACACAGAUGCAGAUCGAGGGGAAGGACGAGCCAAAUAUAUCCUGACUGGAGAAGGAGCUGGUUCUGUGUUUGUUAUUGAUGAGAAAACUGGCAAUAUCCAUGUUACAAAGUCCUUGGAUCGGGAAGAAAAGGAAGAAUAUGUUCUUCUGGCACAGGCUCUGGACAAGAAUUCCCUCAGACCACUUGAGCCCCCUUCUCAGUUCAUCAUCAAGGUGCAAGACAUUAAUGACAACCCCCCUGUUUUCCUGCACCCUCCCUACCGGGCCUCAGUGCCGGAGAUGUCCAACGUAGGGACCUCUGUGAUCCAAGUGACAGCCAACGAUGCUGAUGACCCAACUUAUGGUAACAGCGCCAGACUUGUAUACACUGUGCUGGAAGGGCAGCCAUACUUCUCUGUGGAUCCACAAACAGGUGUGAUCCGCACUGCUAUCCCAAACAUGGACCGUGAGACCCAAGAUGAAUUCCUUGUUGUCAUCCAGGCUAAGGAUAUGGGAGGCCAUAUAGGAGGUCUCUCAGGCUCCACCACAGUUACAGUCACCUUGACAGAUGUCAAUGACAAUCCACCCAAAUUCCCUCAAAGCCAAUACCAGUUCACUGUGUUAGAGGACACUGUUCCUGGCUCUCUGAUUGGCCGACUGAGAGCACAUGACCCAGACAUUGGUGAAAAUGCAGAAAUGUCAUAUAGUAUUUUGGAUGGUGAUGCUGGGGACACAUUUAGUGUAAUGGUAGAUGAUGUGGGCCAGGAUGGCAUUCUCAGAGUACAAAAGCCUCUAGAUUUUGAGUCUCGCCGGUCCUUCACAUUCCGUGUGGAAGUAAUGAACACUGUCAUUGAUCCUCAAUAUAUUCGCCGUGGUCCUUUUAAGGAUGUCACAACAGUGAGAGUAACAGUUGGAGAUGUGAAUGAGCCACCGUAUUUCUCCCAGGACCCAUAUAUCUUAAGUGUUCAAGAAAACCUUCCUCUUGGUACGCUUGUGGGCGUGGUCGAAGCUCGAGACCCUGAUUUACAAAGCAGCUUUGUAAGUUACUCUAUUGAUCCACUCUCUGACCCAGAGGCUCUCUUUUCUAUUGACCCUGAAGAUGGAACUAUCAGAACAAGCAUUUCCUUGGACCGAGAGAUCAAGAAAGAGCACAGUAUCACUGUAACGGCUACUGAGAACGACAGCCCCUCCCAGGUGUCACAAGUUGGCAUUGUGAUCCAGGUGUUAGACGUCAAUGACAAUCCUCCGACACUUGCUGAAGUAUAUAAGCCACACGUGUGUGAUAAUGCACAACCUGGACAGAUCAUCCAGACUAUCAAAGUGAAAGAUGCAGAUGUUGAGAAUGGUGUUUUCUCUAUUCAAAGUCCAGCUGCUGCAAAUGGGAACUUCACUAUACAAGACAACAAAGAUGGAAGCGCGUCUCUUCUGGUGAAGCACAGCGGCUUCUGGAGGUCUCAGAGGGACUUGUUUUUAGUGCCGAUAGAAAUCACAGACAGUGGGAAUCCCCCUCUUAGCAGUACUGAUACCCUGACGGUCUCUUUAUGUCAUUGUGAGGCAGGUGGAACAGUCCUAACCUGUCAUAUGAACACAGGGUCAGCUGCUGGACUAAGCACUCCCGCUCUGUUGGCCAUACUGGCUUGUGCAUUUAGUCUUUUGGCCCUAGUGUCCCUCUUCUACUUGCAGCGCAGACACAAGCCAUCCCCUAUGUCUCUGUGUGAGGAUGAGGAUAUCAGAGAAAACAUAAUUACUUAUGAUGAUGAAGGUGGAGGAGAACAAGACACUCAAGCUUUUGACAUGUCAGCCUUGCAGCCUCCUCAAACAGGCCUCACUGGAGGCUUCUUUCACCCUCCUCGAAUGGAUGUUCUUCCACGGGUUCCCCGCCAGCCAGCUCACCGGUCACCUCAAUCAGCCCCCAUUGAUGUACAACGGUUUCUGGCCCUCCGCCUAAGAGAAGCAGAACGAGACCCUGUGGCUCCUCCCUAUGACUCCAUUCAAGUUUACGGCUUUGAGGGAGGAGGAUCUUCAGCUGGAUCACUCAGCUCACUGACCAGCAGCUCUGAAAGAGCUGGGGAAGAUGAACCUAUUGGGGACGACAUAUGGGAAUGGGGCCCACAUUUCAGGACACUCGCAGAGAUCUAUGGAGCAAAACGAAGAAACUCGAUUUCAGAAGAGUAAAACCAUUGAGUGAUUGUUAACCGAUUUCUUGUGAAUGACAUGCAGAAUGAUCAUUUACUCUUUUCCAUAAAACGGAGCGACAUACACUAUCAGUGACAACGCCCCUAUUCUUCAUGGAGACUAGCAGACUUGUAUACUAAGACAGGUGGACCCUUUGUUAACUCCUUCCCUGUCAGAGGCCGCCUAAAAAGAGUUACUAGGGGUGUUGUGAUGUAACGUUUACAAGAUUGCAUUCAGUUCUUCCAGUCUUCCCACCGCUUGCCGCGGGAGUAUCAGACACAGUCCGACGUGUGCCAUUUGUGAAAAACAAACGUUUUAUUUUCAAAAUAAAAUUGUUAA